CAUGGUAGAAGACAAACAAAAAUCAACCCUGGAGAUGUGGCCAAAGGAGUGGUGAGAGACAGUAGGAAUGUGGGCAGGAGCAGAGUGCAAAUCUGAGAAAGUGGAUGAACAACUUCAGGACUCAGACUGCUGAUCCCCAGAGAAGAGGGGAGGGGAGGGGACAGCACAGAAGGGCGGGGAGAAAGAAAUUCUGUUGGAGUCACUUCUGCCGGGCACCCGGAGCGGCAGGGAAAGCUCCGAGGGAGCGAGUGACAACUGCGACUGGGGCAGCCCUGGAGGAAGGCGGGAGCUGCGCAGAAGGCUGUAGCUUUGGCCAAGCCUUCUUGCCAGAUUAGAAGGGGCGACGGGGAGGGACCUUUCAGCCGUCGCAGCGCCAGCGCUCCCGCCCGGGAAGAUCUUGCCUCCACAGCCCAGCGGCGGUCCCAGUCUGCGCGCCUCUGUCCCCGCGCUCUUCUGUCCCCAGCUCCGGGAACCAGGUCCUUUCUUCUCAGCGCGCCCAUCGACCAUGGAUGGCAGCUCUCUGCUCUCGGUCCCAAGCCAUGUGGGUAGCUGAGCCAAAUUCACCCACCUGCCUCUCUGCUGCCUUGCCCACCAGGAACCACUCCCAGGAAUCCAGCAACUCAGAGUCACCACUGAUGUGCGAGGUUCCAGCAGCCCAGCCGGGUGGGGCCAGCGGCAGCUCAGGAAGCAGCCUGGGAAGCUCCAUCACGGCCUGUAAGAAGGUGCUUUGCAGCAAUAGCCUGCUCGAGUCUACAGACUACUGGUUGCAGAAUCAGAGGACACCCUGCCAGAUUGGGUUCGUGGAAGACAAGUCCGAAGACACAGCUUGUGCUUCCGUCUGCUUUGUGAACCUGGAUGUGAACAAGGAUGAGUGCAGCACGGAGCACCUGCAACAGAAAUUGGUCAACGUUUCUCCAGAUCUCCCAAAACUUAUCAGCUCCAUGAAUGUCCAAAAACCAAAAGAAAAUGAAAUUGUCCUCCUCAGUGGGUUAACAUCUGGAAAUCUCCAGGCAGAUUUUAAAGUUUCACAGUAUCCUUGGCUGCCAGACAUCUGCUUGGUCCAGUGUGCAAGGGGGAACAGACCAAACAGUACCAACUGCAUCAUCUUUGAAAUCAACAAAUUUUUGAUUGGCCUGGAAUUGGUUCAGGAGAGGCAGCUCCACCUGGAAACAAACAUCUUGAAGGUGGAGGAUGACACCAACUGUUCCCUGUCUUCAAUUGAGGAAGACUUUCUCACCGCAUCUGAGCACCUGGAGGAGGAGAGUGAGGUGGAAGAAUACAGGAACGGUUAUGAGAACAUAAAUGUUUCAGCCAAUGUUAUGGAAAGUAAAAAGCCGAAGGAAAUCACUCAGGAGGACUGGGAUUACAAUAAGGAAAAGUCACUUUAUACUUUGGAAGACAAAUACAUUAGCAAAUACCACACGUCGUUGAUUAAAACAGAAACAUCUCUGGGAAAAGUAGCAGAAGACACAACUUUGCAGAGUCUAGAGCCAUCAGCAAAGCUAUCAGGGUGGAAAGGUGAAACUACAGGGAAUGAGACGACAGCCACAAAUUACUAUUAUUCAGAAAAUUUUAAAGAACAAGUGGAAAAAUUGCAGGCACUCUGUAUUCCAGGCAAUGCUUAUUUCUCCAAGGUGGUUAAGAAAGAUGGACCUUUUGCCCAUGGCACUGUCAUGGAGCAUGACCACAAGUUAGACACAGGAGACCAUGAAGAUGGAACAAAUUCUCUUCUUCCCAUACAAGAUGAAGAAGUCACAACCGGCGAGUAUGCUACAAAUUUAGCAGAAUCUGUGCUGCAAGAUGCAUUUAUUAGAUUAUCUCAGUCUCAGCCUACACUACCCCAGGAAACUGCAGUCAGUGUCUCCGUAGGAAGUGCUCUGUUCCCUCGUCGCUGUUCCACAAAAGAUAUCGUGGUCCCUCAGUCAUGGAAUGAGCUCCCCAAAAUUGUCAUUGUUCAGAGUCCCGAUGGCAGUAAUGCUCCCCCUGAGCCUGACACCUCUACGUGGCCUGAGAUGGAAGUCUCUUUUGAAAACUCAGAUGGCCCCUCUGGAGAGAAUGCCAGCAGACACCCCCAGAGUGCUCUAGAGGUAGCAUUAGCUUGUGCAGCCACUGUGAUUGGAACUAUUUCCAGUCCACAGGCCACAGAAAGACUGAAAAUGGAGCAAGAAUCCCUUAUUUCCAACCAUCCACCAGGUGGCAACGACCUACUGCAGACUCAAGCAUCCCAAGUACUCAAGGAACCUUCCAUCGGCGAAUACUCAUUUCCAUCUGCUUUGUGUGGCAUGACUCAGGUGGCCAGUGCCGUCGCUGUCUGUGGCCUGGCUGAAGCAGGACAGGUGAAGUGCCCUGAAGCUUCAAGUGGAGUCUUGUCUGCAGCUGUGUCUUCUGCAGCAAUUCCUCCACUUUUUAAUUUAGCAACAGGGAGGGGCAUGGCGCUGGGAAAUGAGGCCAUUGCAGAGGCAUUGUUCAAAGAGGCCGCUCUGGCUUUAAUAAGGCCUGAUGCCUACAGCAGCAUUGGAGACCUCAUGGAAUCAAUGCGCAGAAGAAUUAUGGAAACGGCUUCCAAGCCUCAGAUCCUGUGCUCAGAAAAUGCGCUUGGAAAUGAACUGGCACAUGCUCUGUCCAAUAUGAUUCUGAAGCACUGCAUUGAUGAAAUUCCCCAGCAAAAUACAAGGAUUGACCCCAAAGGCACGCAUUCAUCUGAAACUCUGGACUUCUUAAUGGAAAGUAUAAAUCAACUGCUCUUCAAUGUGAUAUGCUUCACACUCAAGAAGAUGAGCCAUAUUGUACAGCAUGGUGAAUGUCCCACUCUCCUUUCUAAGGAAACCAUUGGAUGGAGGGAAACAGAACUAGGCAACCAGCCACCUGAUCAGGCUGCUAGUCAAGCAUGGACUAAAGCCACUGAAUACUCCAGCAGCCAUCCACAUAUUCAUCCAGGUAACACUAGUCUUGUUAUCAAUGACCUUGUAGAGGACAUGCCUCCAAAGCAAGACAACAAGGGUUCAGCAAAGCCAGGCCUCUUCCAGAACCCCAUGCUACAAUCUGAAUUGUCUUGUAGUCCCAGAAUGCUUGGUUCUUCAACUGCUAAAAUAUUCCCCCAGGAAGUAUAUCUGAAAGGAACCAUGGGAAAGGAUAUAAUAAACCCAUAUCAGACACUGAGUCACAAUGAGAAUGAAUGCAGAGCCUCUUCAGAGGGAGAAAGGACACGGGUAGCCACCAAGUGCAGCAGCGGUUCCCAGGAUGCUGAGGACAGCUGCAGUCCCAACAUCCAAGAGAAGUACAAUUGUGCUUCACUUCUAAACAAUGAAGUUCAAGUUAAUCUGUCUUUGUUAGGGAGUGACUUGCUGCUUCCUGCUCAGUCCAUGCUGCAGGCAAAACACACAGAGGUAUACAGCAUUACAGACUUUGCCGAAGAAUUAGCAGAGACCAUUGUCUCCAUGGCAACUGAAAUCGCAGCAAUUUGCCUUGACAACUCAAAGGGAAAACAACCCUGGUUUUGCGCAUGGAAAAGAGGGACCGAGUUUCUGGUUACCCCGAACCUAACCUGCCGAUCUUUGAAAAGGAAGGAAAGUCAGGCCAGUGGGGCCGCUGUGAGGAAACACAAGCCACCACGGCUCAGUGAGAUCAAGAGGAAAACAGAUGAGCACCCAGAGCUUAAAGAGAAGCUGAUGAACAGGGUUGUGGACGAGUCAAUGAACCUUGAGGACACCCAAGAUUCUGUCAGUGUCUUUGCAAACGAAGUAGCAGCCAAGAUCAUGAACCUGACAGAGUUUUCCAUGGUGGACGGCGUCUGGCAAGCCCAGAGCUUUCCCCGGAAUCGGUUACAGAGUGGAGACAGGUGGAACCGGCUGAAGGCCUCCAGCUGUGAAAGCAUUGCCGAGGAGGACUCUAACGCCAGGGCCUAUGUCAACAGCCUGGGUUUAAUGAGCACCCUAAGUCAGCCAGUGAGCAGGGCCAGCUCUGUCUCCAAGCAAUCGAGCUGUGAGAGCAUCACCGAUGAGUUUUCCAGGUUCAUGGUGAAUCAGAUGGAGAAUGAAGGAAGAGGAUUUGAGUUGCUGCUGGAUUACUAUGCAGGCAAGAAUGCCAGCAGCAUUGUGAACUCAGCUAUGCAGCAGGUGUGCCGGAAAAAUGACCACCUCAGUGUGAGGUCAAGCUGUCCCUCUAAGCAGUCCAGCACAGAGAGCAUCACCGAGGAGUUCUACAGGUACAUGCUGAGGGACAUUGAAAGAGAAAGCAAAGAGAACGCCUUCUCCAGACGCAGCAGCCAGGAUUGGACGGCGGGUUUAUUGUCACCUUCUCUGCGAUCCCCACUGUAUUACAGACAGUCGUCUAUGCCAGAUGGCAGAUCCCUGGGCGCCAGGCUGACAGUGAAUGUGCCAUUCAAAGCCAACUCCUUAGAUGGCUUUGCUCAAAACAACCAGCGAGAUUUCCUGAGCGUACAGCCAGUCAGCAGUGCUUCCUCAACGGGGCUCUGCAAAUCUGAUUCUUGUUUGUAUCGCAGAGGUGGAACUGACCAGAUCACAGCCAUGUUAAUUCAUGAGACAUGGGCAAACUCAAUCGAGGCCCUCAUGCGGAAGAAUAAAAUUAUAGUGGAUGAUGCCCAGGCUGAUGCUGAGCCUGUUUCUGGUGGCCCUCCCUUGCACGUGGACAAGUGUGCAAACAGGUUAGCGUCGAGCAGAGUGCAAAGUGGGCCAAUUCUUCUUGUCCAGGAGUCUAUUGAUUACCAGAGGAAAGACUCUGUUACCGAAAGCCAACAUCCCCCAGUGUCCUCUCCAAGCAAAGCUGCUCCUCUUAGUUUCAAUUCUAAAAAGGAAACUUCCUUGUGCCAUGAUGGUGUCUCUAGAAACCACACCAGGCAAUCACUUUGUUCAAGGGAAGUGCCUUUGAUUCAGAUUGAAACAGAUCAGAGAGAAGAGCGUGCUGGUGAACCUGAACACACCCUUUCCAAGUGUGGCCCCCUGGAAGGAGCAGAGGAGCAUUUGAAAGACGAUGAGAAAGUCCCAGAUGUGGUGAGGGGUAGAGAUGCGGAGAAGAAAAACUGCCAAAACUACGGUGACAGCCUUGAUGCCAGCAACGUACCAGAGGCUGAAGUCCCGACAGAAGGCAGAGCCCCAGAUGAGGUUCCCAACCCUCCCGUCAGCAGUGGGGAGAGCACAGAUAGCUGGUCUCAGCUUGCCAAUGAGGAGGACAACCCAGACGACACAAGUAGCUUCCUGCAGUUCAGUGAGCGAUCCAUGAGCAAUGGCAACAGUAGUGCCACUAGCAGUCUUGGCAUUAUGGACCUGGACAUUUAUCAGGAAAGCAUGCCAUCUUCUCCCAUGAUUAAUGAAUUAAUAGAAGAAAAGGAGAUUCUUAAAGGACAGUCAGAAAGCAGAGAGGAAUGUGCCUCGGGCGCACCUGGGGGAGCCGCCAGCCGCCAGGGGAGCAUGCUGGUGAUCAACUUCGACCUGGAGCCAGAGUGUCCUGACGCGGAGCUUCGCGCCACUCUGCAGUGGAUCGCCGCCUCCGAGCUCGGGAUCCCGACCAUCUACUUUAAGAAAUCUCAGGAAAACAGGAUUGAGAAGUUUCUAGAUGUCGUGCGGCUGGUUCACCAGAAGUCCUGGAAAGUGGGGGACAUCUUCCACGCCGUGGUUCAGUACUGCAGAAUGCGCGAGGAGCAGAAAGAUGGGGCCCCGAGUCUCUUUGACUGGCUGUUGGGACUGGGAUAAGGCAGCUAGGCCCUGCACAGUACUCCUUUUCUUUAUUCCACUUUAGAAUAUAGUGAUUUGUUCUAAAUGCUCUAAACUUUCUCAAACGUUGCAUCCCAUUAGCAGAGCUAUAAAAAAAUCUGCUGUUCAAGGCUACUGCCCAUGGAGUAAAUCAGAGGAAAAGCAAACUAUAGAUUUGUACAAGUCAAUACAACCUGUGGGUGAGUUCAAAAGAGUUUGGGUUAGAGUGGCUGGAAAACUGAAAGUUUACGAGGACUGAAAUUAAAAGCUUAUAGCCCUAGCCAGUUUGGCUCAGUGGAUAGAGCAUGGGCCCUCAAACUGAAGGGUCCCAGGUUCAAUUCCGGUUGAGGGCACAUACCUGGUUGCAGGCUCGAUCCCAGUUGGGGAGCAUGCAGGAGGCAACCAAUCAAUGUUACUCUCUUUCUGUCUUUCCCUCUCCCUUCCACUCUCUCUAAGAAUCAAGGGAAAAAUAUUCUCGGGUGAGGAUUAACAAAAAGAAAAAAUUUUAAAAAAAAAGAAGCUUAUAACUAGCCCCAAUCUCUAAGAAAGCUGCUGUUGCAUAUUUUUAUAAUAUAAGAUAAAAUGUGUAAUGUUACCCAUUAUGCAGAUCAACUGGAAACAAAGUCACUUGUCAAAAUAAUUUUGUAAACUAUGUCGUAUCCUUUAUGUUACUUUUCUGAGCAGAUUACAGGGGUGUCAGCCCAGGUGAACACAAAAUAUGACUGGGAAAUUUUCAGAACUUAAAAAAAAAUUUCCAUUUUCAGACUAAUAUCAGUGGGUGUUAACAGAAAUAUAAGAGUAUCAUCAAUGUUUUCUACUGAGGUGAUUUUAUGUAUUUACUGCAACCCACUGAUAACUAUUCCGCACUUCCUCAACAAUACCUGGAUUCCUAACUAAUCAGAAAACUCUUGGUGUUCAGCUGAGAUCAAAGAUUGUCUUGUUUCCAUCUCUAUAUUAGGUGGUUAACAUGGUUAUGGAAUUCUUACCCUAAGGGCAAGCUUUCCCCCCAAACAAAGGAAAGUCUUUUGAGAUAAAAUCUGUUUGUGUGUUAAAUUAUAUGAAAUAUAAACUUUCAUUUUAUUAUUACUUUAAAUUGUGAAGAGAUUAUCUUAAAUAAUAUAUUGGAUUAUCUUAGAGAGCCAUAAAAUCUGAAGAGAUUGUUGUCUUAAGUCACAUAUAUUGAUACUUGAGCUCAGUGGUUUCAUUAUAAAUGUGCUGGUCCCUCUAUGGCUGACCUGCUACUCAGAUGGCAUUCAUACUGACAGAGGCAGGAUUUGACAAAACCAGUAAGGACCAUACACUCUUCUGGAUCCAAAGAUAUUAUUGUUUAAUUUGGGGAAAAGAAAACCUUAUUACAUUUAAGUAUGUUAAUAACAGAGAUUUAGUCUUUUGGAAAAUGAGAGCAGCUAACUUCUCCUUAAUAAGUCUCCUUUCCUUUCAACUAAAUGAGCUACACUGGUUUUUAUUUUCUUGAUCAAAGAAGGUGUUUAUUAAAGAUUUCCUGAAAUACUAUGCUUUUACACUAUUUUUAGAGAUGGUGAAGUAAUUUUAAAUGGGAACAAGGCCCCAGACCAGGAAAAGCCCCAGUAAUACUGGCCUGAUGUGUCAUCCACGUCUUGAGAUGUCAAGAAAGUUUCAUUGUAAGCCACAUUUCCCUUCCCACCCUCCACCCCACAAAUCCAUCCCACUACUCGUUAGGCAUUUAUUGUAUAAGUAGUCCAAAUCUAGGUUAUUCAUGGAAUUUGACACAUUAAUCAAAUGUCAAAUUUUAAAAUUUAUUCAUCAUCUCAAGCUGCAAAUUCUCUGUGCUAGUAAAUGAAAAAGGAUCUAUUUAUUUUUAAAACAAUCUCAGAAUACUAUGUGUACUUUUGUUGUGCUCUAAUGAAUGUUUACGUAUCCUACAAAGCACAAAUAUUGGAUUGUAACCAUGUGAUGAAGUUAUAUGUGUUGUACUGAAUGUUGCAAACAAAUCAAUAAAUUUUUGUUGUCAAA
Messenger RNA from Myotis daubentonii (Daubenton's bat), 7700 nucleotides. It is a transcript of the gene SPHKAP, whose product is annotated as SPHK1 interactor, AKAP domain containing. Gene Ontology annotation, molecular function: protein kinase A binding. Gene Ontology annotation, cellular component: cytoplasm; mitochondrion. The record is from RefSeq and is a predicted model, not a curated record. Lineage: Eukaryota; Metazoa; Chordata; Mammalia; Chiroptera; Vespertilionidae.